CAACUAGAGUAAAAUCCAUGAAUGAGCAUGUAAUGUCGAAAUUGAAGGAAAGUCACUUUUACGUCCAGUCCAGUUCAUCUGUUUUAGCUGAAAGUGUUUAGACACGUGACUUUAGUUUUGUAGGCGGUCAUUCCUGCUACGCUGAAGAGAUUUAGUGUGUUUUCGCGAAGCUGGACUGUGUGGCUGGGCAGCUUAUAUCGCGUCUGUAUGUUCUGCAGUGCUUGCGUUUUUCUUUCAUAGAAUGCCGUUUCAUUUUUAGAAGUUUGUUGCAACGAACUGGAAAACAACGAUUAAAGGGCCUGACUCCGAAAAUGAGAUACUGGUCCGUGUGAAAAUUUCAGCUGCGUGUCAUUAAUGUAGCGUGAGACAAACGACCUCAGUUGCUUUAGUUUAUAACGUCGCGUCCACAGUUAAAAGACUUACUAUGAAUGUAUAUGUGCUUCGAAAAAGCUUUUUCAACCACUGUCUGAAAAUCUCCAAGAAAAAUGAAGUGCAUGAAGGAGGUCAGUGGCUGCAAAUGUGCAGAUCCAAAACAUAUGCACCAAAAAACUUCUGCGAUUAUGAGAGCAUGAGGCGGACUUACAACAUACGAGUUCCUCAGCGGUUUAAUUUCGCCAAGGACGUGCUGGAGCAGUGGGAAACAAAAGAAAAGAACGGACAGAGGUCGUCUCUUCCAGCUCUGUGGUGGGUGAAUGACGGCGGGGAGGAGGUCAGAUGGAGUUUUGAGGAGUUGGGCUUCCACUCCAGAAGACUUGCAAAUGUUCUGCAUCAGGAGUGCAGUUUGGAGAGAGGGGAUCGUGUGUUCCUCAUCUUACCCAGAGUCCCUGAGUGGUGGCUGGUUAACGUGGCAUGUCUCCGAACAGGUACGGUUCUGAUCCCCGGCACGUCUCAGCUCACUGCUCGAGAUAUCUGCCACCGGCUGCAGACGUCUGGGGCCAAGUGUGUGAUCACAGAUGAAACUUUGGCUCCACUGUUGGACACAGUAGCUUCAGACUGCCCUUCCAUCUCCACCAAGCUUCUGCUGUCCCACAGGGCCAUGCACGGCUGGGGCAACCUGACCGAACUCAUGGGAAAAGUGUCAGAUGAUCAUGUUUGCAUGGACACCAGGAGUGAGGAGGCCAUGACUAUCUUCUUCACCAGUGGCACAACCGGCUCUCCAAAAAUGACCCAACACAGCCACUGUAGUUACGGUCUGGGGCUCUCGGUGAACGGCAGGUACUGGCUGGAUCUGACCGAGCAGGAUGUGUUUUGGAACACGUCGGACACAGGUUGGGCCAAGUCUGCAUGGAGCAGUGUGUUUGCGCCAUGGAUCCAGGGAGCGUGUGUGUUUGUUCACCACAUGCCACGUUUUGAUACAAGUACAGUCCUCAAGACUCUGAGCAGCUAUCCCAUCACCACCUUCUGCACGGCACCAACAGCCUAUCGAAUGCUUGUACAGGACGACAUAUCCAGGUUUACGUUCAGGGCUCUUGAGCACUGUCUGUGUGCAGGAGAGCCCAUUAACCCAGAGGUGAUGUGGAAAUGGAAAGAACUCACUGGACUGGACAUCUAUGAGGGAUACGGACAGACUGAGACUGUAAAUAAACAUUUAAAGGAAUACGCUUUGAUAGAGCAUCCAGCCGUAGCAGAAUCUGCUGUGGUCAGCAGCCCUGAUCCAGUUCGAGGAGAGGUGGUGAAGGCUUUUGUUGUGCUCACAGCAGAUUAUAAAUCAAGAGACCAUAAGGAACUGAUCCAGGAACUGCAAACACAUGUGAAGACUGUGACGGCUCCUUAUAAAUAUCCACGCAAGAUUGAGUUUGUGGAUCAUCUUCCCAAGACAGUAAGCGGCAAAAUCAGGCGAGUGGAGUUAAGAAAGAAGGAAUGGGGACAGCAAACAAGCAAACAAAUCUGGAAAUGAGAAAACAAAUUUCUGGACAAAUCACAUUCCACCUUUUUAUAUACAACAUUCCCAGAUGUCUUCCCACUUUAAUGCACCACAUUUAAGGAUCUACACACCCGUAGUCCUUCAGCUCACCUGCAGGUGGAGGCAUUUCAUAACAAUCAAGUUGCAGAACUCAUUUCUAAUUUCAUGCAUCAAACAUUUUAUAUGAUUCUACCUCAUGUUUAAUCAUGUUUAAGUGGAGUAACUCAAAAUUUAUAAGCCUUGCAGUUCAAAUGCGUUUUAUUCUUUUCAUAUUAAAUUGUAGAUCAUAUUCUGCAUAUGCAAAACCUAAAUGUGAAUUAAUUUGUAUUUAUAUAAUUAAAAGCCUAUUUUUUGAGUAAGUAAUAAAAGCAUUUUUGGGUGACUAUAUGUCAGAUAAAACUUGUUUAUAAUCUCUUCUAAACACCGUGAUCCUUUUUUCCUCAAGAGCAUGGUCAUGUGACUGAUGACAGAUGGCAGACACAAAUCUGAUCUGUGCUGAAUGAUGAGAGGAUUGUGAGGUUAUAAAGAUUUCUGAAUUUACCCUACAGAAAGGAAUGAGGAAUGCAGUGAUUUUUCAGAUGACAAAUCUGUUAGUAAAUUAGUCUUGACUACUAAUGGAGAAAAACAGAUGACCUGUAGCUUGUCAAAAAUAAUAACAAUGUGACAACUUUUGAAAAAUGAAAGGCUAGAUUUUAUUUUCACACUGCCAAAACUUUAACCAAGCUGUAAAUUUCCCUCUCGUUAUUCAAGGACCAUAGAGGGUGAAAUUUUUGUGGUGCGGCACACUCACUGACUGCAGUAAUGAGACAGGUGCUGUUUAAUUGACCUGUUAAUGGGUCUUAUGCUUAUCAGGUGGAAAAACAGCCAUAGACUUAAGCCAAAAUAUGCCAGACCUCAGCCAUUUAAACUGCUUCAUGGCAUGUCAUUAAAUCAGACUGUAGAUGUUUGUUAUGACAGCCUGAAGGAUGUCGGCCUGAAAACACAGCUUGUUUGUGUAUGCAGAGAUGUGUUUGUGGAUCAAUCUGUCGGUUUUGGUUUGCAGCGAGUAAUUUGAAUAGCUCAAACUGCUAACAGACUGUCAAAACCUGAGCUGCUUACCUGUCCUUACAAAAAAGUACUGUGGC
This is a messenger RNA of Sinocyclocheilus anshuiensis, 3027 nucleotides long. Its product is annotated as acyl-coenzyme A synthetase ACSM3, mitochondrial-like. The coding region runs from base 425 to 1897 and encodes 490 amino acids. Gene Ontology annotation, biological process: acyl-CoA metabolic process; fatty acid biosynthetic process. The transcript is spliced from 10 exons. Lineage: Eukaryota; Metazoa; Chordata; Actinopteri; Cypriniformes; Cyprinidae. Gene Ontology annotation, molecular function: fatty acid ligase activity; fatty-acyl-CoA synthase activity. Gene Ontology annotation, cellular component: mitochondrial matrix. The record is from RefSeq and is a predicted model, not a curated record.